GUAAUGGCAGCGUGCACCAGUGUACCACUAUAACUGGAACCACGACACUUUGAUCUGGUAAUUUUGCUCGCUGCUCGUAUGUACCUACACACUAAAAUAACCCAGUUUCCUUAUUCCAUAAUCCUUGUAAGGUGCGUAAAGACGAUGCUGCCUCUGGCGUUUUAUAUCGUGGGAAUCUGUUUCGUCGUUACGAUGCUCUGGAAAAACGUUCGGAGAAGAUACCGUCUUCCACCUGGUCCGCGAUUCGAGUUGCCAAUAGUUGGUAGUUCUAUGUAUCUCGGCAGUCAGCCACAAGUGACAUUGACCAUCAUGUCGCAACAAUAUGGAUCCAUUUUUCGACUGCAUCUGGGGCGCGAUUUGGUUGUUGUAUUAAACGAUUAUGAAAGCAUCAGGAAACUCUUAAGCCUGGAAGAAACCACGGGACGCCCCAGGAAUACAAAGCUGGAUUCGAUGUUAGGAGGAAAUGCCGGUUUGGCGUUCAGCGAUGGUGAUCUUUGGAAAGAGCAUCGCCGUUUUGCGUUAUCGGCUUUGCGGGAUCUAGGCAUGGGCAAAUCGUGGCUGCAGGAACAAAUCCUGGACGAAACCGAUCAAUUAAUUAAGGCUCUAGCUGCCACCAACGAAAAGCCGAUUAAUCCGCAUCAUCUAGUUAUUACAACCAUCUCCAACUUGAUCUGUGCUACUGCCUUUGGAAAACGUUAUAAUUACGAUGAUGAAGAUUUUCGCGCGUUAUUGCGGAAUGAACAUCAAUGUGAAGAGCAGCUCAGUGAAAUGAGCGCGCUAGAUGUGUUCCCUAUUCUGCGAUUCGUGCCACCCUUCCGAAAAGUGUACCAACGACGAAUGAACGUCGUACAAAUUAGACGCGAACAUAUGCAACGCGUUAUAGAUGACACAAGAAGCUCUGACAACAAAGACGGACAGCGGUUGGAUUAUGUGAAUUUGUAUCUUGAAGAAAGGAAGCGUCAACAGGGCGAAGGCGCUGAUACCACCUUCACCGACGAACAGCUUUUACGCUGUGUCUCUGAUCUUUUCGGCGCCGGUACCAUGACUACCACCAGUUCCAUCUUGUUUGGGUUACUCCUCAUGGUAGAAAAUCCCGAAGUGGUGCGCACAGUUCACGCAGAAUUGGACACAAUCGCCGAGCGAAACGAGCAGAUUCUUGUCAAGCAUAAAGGCCAUUUGCCUUAUACCGAAGCCGUAAUUACGGAAAUCCAAAGACUUAUUCCGGUUGUCCCGUUGAGUGUUCCCCACCGGAUAACAGCACCCAUCGCUUUCAAUGAAUACAUCUUUCCGGCCGACACCUUGAUCAUCCCUAACAUUUACGCUGCCCAUCAUGAUCCGAAAUUGUGGGAAGAACCGGAAGUUUUCGAUCCCUCCCGUUUUGUGGAUAGCGACGGGAAGUUUGCAAAAUCUCCUUAUGUUAUCCAUUUCUCUUUGGGAAAACGGGCGUGCCCAGCGGAAGCGAUGGGCCAAGCGGAACUAUUUUUAGUGCUGACUAACAUAUUGCAUAAAUUUGAUCUGCUUGUUCCUGAUGGUGUGCAUAUUUCCUCGCAGAAUGUCGCGGUUAAUAUAACAACUGUACCAAAACCAUUCCAGUUGAUUUUUAAGCGGCGCUUUUGAACUGGUAAAACAAGAAUCACACAUUUA
Paramacrobiotus metropolitanus is the source of this 1644-nucleotide messenger RNA. Its product is annotated as cytochrome P450 2C3-like. Gene Ontology annotation, molecular function: oxidoreductase activity, acting on paired donors, with incorporation or reduction of molecular oxygen, reduced flavin or flavoprotein as one donor, and incorporation of one atom of oxygen; heme binding; iron ion binding. Gene Ontology annotation, biological process: xenobiotic metabolic process. Bases 79 to 1617 code for a protein of 512 amino acids. The transcript is spliced from 6 exons. NCBI's taxonomy places the organism in Eukaryota, Metazoa, Tardigrada, Eutardigrada, Parachela, Macrobiotidae. Gene Ontology annotation, cellular component: intracellular membrane-bounded organelle; cytoplasm. The record is from RefSeq and is a predicted model, not a curated record.